AUGUCAAAUAAAGAACCAAGAAAAUCUUCUCUUGAGGAUGACGAUGAAUUCGAGGAUUUCCCAGCUGAUUCUUGGCCAUCGCAACCUGUUUCACAAGAUCUAACAAAAGAUUCAAACCUUUGGGCUGAAGACUGGGACGAUAUCGAAGUAGAGGAUGAUUUCACCAAGGAAUUGAAAAAGGAGCUAGAGAAUUAA
Kluyveromyces lactis is the source of this 195-nucleotide messenger RNA. RefSeq names its product proteasome regulatory particle lid subunit SEM1 (gene SEM1). The record is from RefSeq and is a predicted model, not a curated record. NCBI's taxonomy places the organism in Eukaryota, Fungi, Ascomycota, Saccharomycetes, Saccharomycetales, Saccharomycetaceae. The coding region runs from base 1 to 195 and encodes 64 amino acids. Gene Ontology annotation, biological process: proteasome assembly; double-strand break repair via homologous recombination; mRNA export from nucleus. Gene Ontology annotation, cellular component: proteasome complex; proteasome regulatory particle, lid subcomplex. The transcript has a single exon.